Penicillium samsonianum is the source of this 1563-nucleotide messenger RNA. RefSeq names its product F-box domain protein. Bases 1 to 1563 code for a protein of 520 amino acids. The record is from RefSeq and is a predicted model, not a curated record. The transcript is spliced from 4 exons. Lineage: Eukaryota; Fungi; Ascomycota; Eurotiomycetes; Eurotiales; Aspergillaceae. Gene Ontology annotation, molecular function: protein binding.
AUGGACGCACCCACCCAGCCCCUUCUCGCGGGCUUUAUGGCUCUCCGCGACAACUCAAGCCGGCGAGCAGUGUUGAGCGAGAUACUUGAUAACCUAAAUUCUUAUGAGAUACGAGAAGUGAAGAGCCGAUUCGAAACGAUGACAUUCCAAUGUGAUUUGCUGGACAAACUGCCUAUUGAACUGGUGGCUAUGUUAGCAGAGUACUUGAACCUAGCUGAUCUUAUUUUUCUGCGAAGAGUCUCCAAACGAUGGCGUGAAUUGCUCUCUUCAACCAUCGUCGUCACCACUGCAGUCAGGUAUCAUAUGGGAAAAAACGCCAUCAAGCCCGAUUUUACCCCUGCUGAUUUUGAUGCGCUGAUUAAAAAACGAAUUCGAGUGGAAAGGGGAAUGCCUGCUGUUGUGGCUACAAUCCCUAAUAGCUUGUCUCUCGAUUUUGAGAGCGAGCCGAACAGAGACGGGAUAAGCUGUCUCAAUGGAGUAUGCGCGUGGAUUGAAGAAUCCACAGAUCGAACUACUAUCUUCAUGGUGCACCUACCAACCGGCAAAAACAGAACCCUCACGACAGCGAAUCGAGAGGAAUUUACUCAUGUCCAGGUCUCGGACACCUUGGUCUCAGCAAUUUCUGUUCGGGGGUACUGUCAUGUCUGGAACAUGGCCAAAGAACAGUACAAGUCCUUUCGCAUUCCUUCACUGCAAUUUGCUCAUUACAUAUCCAUCGGAUCCAAGGUCAUGCUAAGCUACGCGGAUUCCGUAGUCCACUUCUGCUUUGACUCUGGAGUCGCCCGUUCCAUCAAUAUCGGGCCGUUCAUUCUUUUGUUGUCAGUACAUGCAGAGGAAGAUGGAUUCUCCGUCGUUUGCGUCCGCAGAAAAAAUGGAAACAAUAUUCAGCCAUGGAAAGAUGGUGACUUGUUUUGGGAAGAGCAUCAUUUGCAGACCCAGAAAUUUUCUGUCCAUGAUAAUAAGUUCAUCUGCAUCUGGGAGCAAUAUAGAGAGCUUCCUUUCAGACAUGACGAAUUAUGGGGGUUUCAAUGCGACCCAGAAGACACAACAUCACCAUACAAGGAGUGCUUGCGCCCUGGCCAGAGCUCUGCUUUGCUGGAAUAUCAUACGUUGGAGACUUAUAGGAGUCGUUAUCCUACGGAUGAUCCUCCUCUGCGAAAUAAGUUUGAAUUUGGUUCACUUUCUCUUUCACUCGAGGCAGAUGAUCAGAUUACUGUGCAUUUCCACCCCAACGAGCUGGACUUCAGGUAUCCUCACGCCAAUCUAGACUAUUCAGCCCGGGGCCCGGGUUUGAUUUAUUGUUUUGGGGAGUCCCGCUUCUCAACAGAAAUGGAAUUGCACAUUGGCUGCGAAUUCUCAGAGCUCUCGCAUGUCCGCGACGCUAAAGCGUGUCGAUUCAAAUCCAUGCACACAGCAGUUUUUCCAGCUAACCGGUCAUGCACCUUGGUUUUAGGGGAUGGAGACUUCGUUCUAUUCCCUUCGGGUGACAAAAUCUGGAUCUGGUGUUUUAACGAGGCAUGGCUCCCCUCUGGUAUCCCUAAUAUGAGGAUUGCAACUUGGUGA